Messenger RNA from Dendronephthya gigantea, 783 nucleotides. RefSeq names its product 3-hydroxybutyrate dehydrogenase type 2-like. The transcript has 2 exons. Gene Ontology annotation, biological process: siderophore biosynthetic process. Bases 4 to 768 code for a protein of 254 amino acids. Lineage: Eukaryota; Metazoa; Cnidaria; Anthozoa; Malacalcyonacea; Nephtheidae. Gene Ontology annotation, molecular function: 3-hydroxybutyrate dehydrogenase activity. Gene Ontology annotation, cellular component: cytoplasm. The record is from RefSeq and is a predicted model, not a curated record.
GAUAUGGCCGCCGCUGAGGUAGUGAGAGAAGGUCGUUUAUCUGGCAAAAUUGCCGUCCUUACUGCAGCAGCACAAGGCAUUGGACGUGCUACUGCGAUAGAAUUUGCAAAAGAAGGAGCGCGUGUUAUUGCCACUGAUAUAAACGAAGACAAAUUAUUCGAGCUGAAUGAUAUUCCUGGUAUUGAAACACGACCAUUGGACGUCACAGACAGUAAGGCCAUUGAGAAACUGGCCGACGAUUUUAUAAGGAUUGAUAUUUUAUUUAAUUGUGCAGGUAUUGUCCUAAGUGGCUCAGUUUUGGAUUGUGAUGAAAAAGAUUGGGAUCAGAGUUUUGAUGUGAACAUCAAAAGCAUGUUUUGGACAUGCAAACAUUUCAUUCCAAAAAUGUUAGCAUAUAAUUCUGGUUCUAUUAUCAAUAUGGGAUCCGUGGCAUCCAACAUUCUUGGUGUAACCAACAGGUUUGCUUACAGUGCAACCAAGGCUGCUGUCAGUGGGUUAACUAAGUCAAUUGCCGCCGACUUUGUGUCCAGGGGUAUUCGUUGUAAUUGCAUUUGCCCAGCUCGUAUUGAGACACCAUCACUGUGUGGCCGUUUAGAAAGUUCACCUGAUCCACAAAAGACAAGAGAAGAUUUUCUGAAUUUACAAAAGAUGGGGCGUUUUGGAAAACCUGAAGAGGUGGCAAAGUUAGCUGUUUAUUUAGCUUCAGAUGAAUCAGCAUUUACUACAGGCCAAGAGUUUGUUAUUGAUGGUGGAAUGAGUUUACCAUAAUUGGACAAUUUUGCU